CGACAGCACAGCCCUGAGGAGCUUCCUCAGCAAGAUCGCGGCCAUCGGCGAGGAGCUCCUGCCCAGAGGCCUGGACAUCAAACAGGAGGAGCUAGGAGACCUGGUGGACAAGGAGAUGGCUGCCACUUCAGCUGCCAUUGAAACUGCUACAGCCAGAAUAGAGGAGAUGCUCAGCAAAUCCCGAGAAGGAGACACAGGAGUCAAAUUAGAGGUGAACGAAAGGAUUCUUGGUUCAUGUACCAGCCUAAUGCAAGCUAUUCAGGUCCUGAUUGUGGCCUCGAAGGACCUCCAGAGAGAGAUAGUGGAAAGUGGCCGGGGCACAGCAUCUCCUAAAGAGUUUUAUGCCAAGAAUUCUCGAUGGACAGAAGGACUCAUUUCAGCCUCCAAAGCUGUGGGCUGGGGAGCCACUGUCAUGGUGUAAGUGUCUUUGGGUCCCAAG
This is a messenger RNA of Myotis lucifugus (little brown bat), 439 nucleotides long. RefSeq names its product huntingtin-interacting protein 1-like. Lineage: Eukaryota; Metazoa; Chordata; Mammalia; Chiroptera; Vespertilionidae. The record is from RefSeq and is a predicted model, not a curated record. Gene Ontology annotation, biological process: clathrin coat assembly; actin filament organization; endocytosis. Bases 116 to 421 code for a protein of 101 amino acids. The transcript is spliced from 5 exons. Gene Ontology annotation, molecular function: phosphatidylinositol-3,4-bisphosphate binding; clathrin light chain binding; actin filament binding. Gene Ontology annotation, cellular component: presynapse; extrinsic component of postsynaptic membrane; actin cortical patch.